Messenger RNA from Nestor notabilis (Kea), 749 nucleotides. RefSeq names its product monocyte to macrophage differentiation-associated (gene MMD). The annotation marks the transcript as partial. Gene Ontology annotation, molecular function: pore-forming activity. Lineage: Eukaryota; Metazoa; Chordata; Aves; Psittaciformes; Psittacidae. The transcript is spliced from 6 exons. The record is from RefSeq and is a predicted model, not a curated record. Gene Ontology annotation, cellular component: membrane.
GUUCAUGAACCACCCGGCUCCAGCAAACAGCCGCUACAAACCCACUUGCUAUGAGCAUGCUGCGAACUGUUACACACAUGCAUUCCUCAUUGUUCCCGCGAUUGUGGGCAGUGCCCUUCUCCACCGGCUCUCUGAUGAUCGAUGGGAAAAGAUAACAGCAUGGAUGUACGGCGUUGGGCUCUGCGCGCUCUUCAUUGUCUCCACAGUGUUCCAUAUCGUUUCCUGGAAGAAGAGUCACUUAAGGACAAUGGAGCAUUGCUUUCACAUGUGUGACAGGAUGAUGAUCUAUGUCUUCAUUGCAGCAUCAUAUGCACCAUGGUUAAAUCUACGUGAGCUUGGACCUCUAGCAUCUCACAUGCGUUGGUUUAUCUGGCUGAUGGCUGCUGGAGGAACCAUUUAUGUAUUUCUCUACCAUGAAAAGUAUAAGAUUGUUGAACUCUUUUUCUAUCUAGCGAUGGGAUUUUCUCCUGCUCUGGUAGUGACAUCCAUGAGCAACACUGAUGGACUUCAGGAGGUUGCCUGGGGAGGCUUGAUCUAUUGUCUGGGUGUGGUGUUCUUCAAGAGCGAUGGAGUCAUCCCCUUUGCCCAUGCCAUCUGGCACAUGUUUGUGGCCACAGCAGCUGCUGUUCACUACUAUGCCAUUUGGAAGUACCUUUACAGAAGUCCUGCAGACAUAAUUCGUCACUUAUGAGAUAUAUUUAUGUAAAAAAUAGUCUGCACUUGGCCUCUGUAACAGUAUUAUUUGACUU